ACAUAAAAGAUUUGUUUCACAAACUCUACAAAAUACAAUGUUAUGUUGCAUCUACAGGGUUGCUACGGUCAGGGAAAACCGGAAAAAGUCAGGGAAAUCAAAUCAAAAAUAUUUCUGGAAUUUACUGCACAUACUAUGUACCAAAAAACUUUUCCAACAAUGUUAAAAUAUAAAAUAUUCAAGUUGUUUACGAAAACAUGUUUGCAAGACUGCAUUUAAAAAUACACAAUAGACUUUAUAGCGUGUCCCAUGAUUUCAACUAAUCAAUUGAAGCGUUAGGAUCGCCGCUUCUUUCAAACACCGCGCGUCUGCGCGGGCGGCAACUCGUCGUCCCCUCCUUCCUUCCCCCUCCUAGUGUAUGCCUGUUUGCUUCUCGCCUCCCCUCUCCUCCUCCGUUCUGCGCAUGCGCGCUGCGCGGCACAUAUGUUAUAAAAGCAGUCGUUUUCAAUUUAUUCGGUCUUGUUCUUCUAGUAUCAACUAGCUCGUCAGACCUAUUUUAGUCUCUUGAGAGAGCUCGAGUAAUUGUUGGCCAGUUAGACUUUAACUUUGUACGACGUGCACGACCUCGGGGGAAAGAAAAUGUAAGUUGGAGUAAGGCGGUGGCCCUUGCCAUAAUGUAAACGUUUAUUGAAUUUUGUGUGUUUUGUCUAAAUUCCUUUUCGAUUGCCACCUGGAAAAUUACUUUUGGUUUUCAUGUAACAUGACUUAAUUUAACGUAACUUCACCUUGUUUGUAACUGUUCUCCCCUGAGUCGUCGAGGUACGUAAAACGUAACGUAAUUAUUCAUUUUUAGAUAAUGUAACUUACUUUUGUAACGCACGUAAUGCGCAUAAGGCAGUGGGUUUUCCCUGCGUUUUGACAAUCUUGUAAUUUGGCUGUUUCAAUGUGUCUACCGCGCAUGUUUUGUACCACAAUGCGCCGGCGUAAAAUCUCACCUUUUUUGUAGCCUUGAUAAUGGCUCGUUCACUUUUGCUGUGUAUGUUAAACUCAAAACAAAUAAUUGUUUGUUACGUAAUGAUUACCUUGUUAUUUAUUUUUGUUAAGUUUUAUUAAACCUUUAUUAUUGUUUAAAAAUUGUUGUUGUGUUACAAAUAUCCGUUCGCAAUCCUUGACAUGCUAUGGCGUUCCACCCCGUCCUUAUGCCUGUAGGCCUUACACGAUAAGGCCUGAUCGUGGAGUAGCAUGAGGCAGUGAUGUACUUUGUGACCGAUUCUUUGGCGAUUUCUAUUAAUCGAAGUGGGCAAAUGACGGUAAAAUUCUUAUAAGGUUCAUGGUGUGCAGUGGUUAUUUCAUUAUUUUAUAGCAUUGGUAAGUGAAAAAACUACUGUUUGUAUAUUUUUCGUAGAUCGUGCCUAUUUUUCUUGAAGAUUAACAUAGAAUUUGAUUUGGGGAUUAAUGAAGUUAAAUAAAACGUAGCAUAAAACCUUUGUCUUUCUGGUGGACCUGGCAUUUAGGUUAUUGAAUACAAAAACUAAUUUGUUCAGAUUAUUGUUUGCUUAGUCCGUGUUCGAAUAUGUAGCCGUUUCAACAUUUUAAGUGGGUCUAUAAUUGAAAAAAAAAUAUGAAUUAUAAACUUAAUCACUACGCCUACGAGUACACGGUUAAGUAUUAUUCGUUUAUGAUUGAAUUAGUGGUCGUUAAAAACGGGUGAGAAUGGGCCAUGUUAUUUAAACUGAAUUUUUUGAAUUUGUAGGUAUCGUUUGCAUUUUGGGAUCGUUGCUGACUGAUAUUUCGUUGAAUGUAAAUUUUUUAUUCAUGAUGAAAUUGGUUAUGUACCUACUUGAAAUACCGGACACAUGGCUAUGAUUGAAACUAAAAAUUGCAGCAUUUCAACUCGUAACCUCGAAUUCAUACAUAAAUCAGAAUCUAAUAUAUUUAACUUUCUAAAUACUAGUUAAUGUAAUGCUAAUAUAUCUUUGGCUCCAGGGAGUAAGAGUAUAAGUCAAAAUAUUGAAUUUUUUUUUUUUCGGAUAUUAGUAUUUUUUAAGUAGCCGACUAUGUGUGUCUAAGAGUAUAAGUCUCUACUGUACUUUGUUUCCAGUGUAAUAACGAUUUGAACCUAACAGUCCAAGAGAAAUAAAGUUCAUUAUGUUGGGUGUAAGAGUACAAGUCAACUUAUACUGUUACACCCAAGUCAAAAUUAUGUUGGGUGUAAGAGUACAAGUCAACUUAUACUGUUACACCCAAGUCAAAAUUAUGUUGGUACUGUUGCUUGUUUACUGACUUAUACUAUUGGGAACAACUUCUCCCAGCUGUUGGUUGUGGUUAGAAUUUAACUUAUAAAGUUAUAACAAUAGUAGAAGAUUCUGCGUUAUUUUUCACUAUUCCUCUGAUUUUUACAUUAUAAUGUAUAGUGUGUAGGAGAAAUAAUGUAUAGCAGAGGAAAAAAACUUGUUGAACUUGUAAAAACGAAAAUAGCUAAAGAGAAUACCUCCAGUUUAAAUGCAGGUAAGUGCUAAUUAAAUUUAGUGUGGUACUCCAUUUAUGUCUGUAACUGCAGUAAAAUCUUUUGCAUUAUUACUUUUGUCUUUUAUUUUAUUUCAGAUGUGAUUGAAAAUGUGAAAGACAUACCUGUUGUAACAAACGACCGAAUUGAGGUUAGGGACGAUAUAGAUGAGAAAGGAACUGUGAAUAUCGCGGAAUACUGGUCAGAAAGAAAAACAAACGAGGACGAUCAUGUCUUUGUUCAAGAUACUAGGAACACAAUUUCGAAUGGUAUGGAUGAAGAAAUUUCUAAUGUGACUGAAGAACAACUCGUUAAUGUUGAUGGCACACAGCUACCAAACACCUCAUCAUACAAUUGGGAACUUGAUGAAGUUUUAUUUGAAGUUUUUGUUGAGGACACAGGCCUUGCAAGUAAGUUACAUAGUAUGAGUUGGCAUGUAAGCGUAGAUGUAAAACUAUUAUUAUAUUGUAGUCUUUGGCUUUAUUGUGUGGUUAUACUUACGUCAUUAUUUUUAUGUGUAGGUAAUAAUGAAGAUGGAAGUUUGACAGUGCUCCAACCAAUGGUUAUUGAAGACAUUGCAGAUGCAAAUAACAGAAAUAAAGAAAAUGAACCACAUUAUGAACAGAGUGAAUUUUCCUAUGAUGUUGUUGAUGAGGACAGAGGCCUUGAAAAUACGCGGAACACAUGGGCAGGUAAGAGAGUUGAUACAAAACUAAUCAUUCUUUUAAAAGUCAUUGGCAUUAUUGUGUGCUUGUAGCUAAAAUAAUUGUUUUACUUAUAGGUAAUAAUGGAGAUGGAAGUUUGACAGUGCUCCAUCCAAUGGUUACUGAAGACAUUGCAGAAGUAAAUAUUGAUAAUGGAGAAAUUGAUCCAGAUUAUGAACCGAUAGAAGAGAAAAGCUCAAGUGAAGAUGAUGUUUCCGUUAAUGUUCCUCGCCAGAGGAAGGCUGGUCUCGGAGAAAAAGAAGACAAUACACAAACAAUUGAAGCUGAAGUGAAAAAAUGUAGGUUUUCAAGAGCAAGAAAAAGAGAAAAGUGUGUAAACCGUAACAGAGGGGUGUCAUACACAACUUUAAGCGGUAAAGUUGUCAAAGCUAGAGUAAUGAAACCUCUUAGAGACUGUCGAGCAGAAUGUAGAAAGAGACUUCCUGAAGACAUAAGAGAAAGUAUUUUUAAAGAAUAUUGGUCUCUUGGUAGUAGAGACAGGAGAGUAGCAUAUGUUGCCAGCCUUGUUGAUACUAUGGAAACCAAAACAUCAAGAAAAAGAGCUUACAAUCCUGAUAAAGAGAAAUUUAGAAUGGUUACACAUACGUUUCAUUUUAAGAUAAAUGGGAAAAGAGAAAAAGUUUGUAGGGGAUGUUUUAUGAACACAUUAGAUGAGACACAAAUGUUUGUAACUCUUGCAAUCACCAACAGAAGUACCUCUACAUCUGGUAUCACACAGCAGGACAACAGGGGAAAAACAUCACCUGGUAAUGCAAUUUCUGAUGAACGACUGGAUGAGGUUCGAAGGCAUAUACAAUCAUUCCCUUCUUACGAAUCUCAUUACACGCGAAGAACAAACAACAAGAAGUAUCUUCCUUCUUUUCUGGAUUUGAAUACUAUGUUCUCAUUUUACAAAGAAUCAACUUCUAAUCCUGUGGGGCGUACUGUAUAUACUAGGGAGUUUAAGUCCUUGGGACUAGCCUUUAAAGCACCAAAAGUAGACACUUGUCAUAGGUGUGACACAUUACAAAUGAAAGUGAAGCUAGCGAGUGGUGCAGAAGAAGAAGAUAUAAAACAGGAAAUAUCUGUGCAUCAUGCAGAAGCUGAUAAAGCAUACCUACAGAAAGAUCUCGACAAGAAAACUGCUAAAGAUGAUCCUAGCAAAAGGUGUUUUACGUUCGACUUACAACAAUGUUUGCCCACACCUUUUGUUCAGUCGUCUGUGUCUUUUUACAAAAGACAGCUCUGGACGUAUAAUUUAACUAUGCACGAAACUAGUAAACCAUCUGUUCGUUGUUAUAUGUGGCAUGAAGGCGAAGGUGCUCGUGGAGCAAAUCAAGUUGCCACAUGUGUAUUGAGAGAGCUUUCUGAGUUACCUGAAGAUGUAACGCACAUUAUUUUAUAUUCAGAUACAUGUGGCGGCCAGAACCGUAACUCGCAUGUAGCAGCAAUGUUUCUGUAUUUGAUGCAACAGAAAUGUAAUCUUCAGUUGGUGGACCAUAAAUUUAUGGUGAGUGGGCAUAGUCAUAUGGAAUGUGACACAGACCAUGCACUUAUAGAAAAGCAGAAGAAAAAACUGCGCUUCACUGUGUCACACCCCCAUGACUGGUACCAGCUUGUCAGAACUGUUGGAAGGAAAAACAAAUUUGAAGUUGUAGAACUUAAUCAUCAGGACUUCCUCAAUUUUGCUGAGCUGUACAAAACUAGUCUCUUUCUUAGAAAGAAGGAUAGUUCAGGAGAACCCUUCAAGUGGACUGAGAUGAGAUGGCUCAGAUACACUCAAGAACGACGAGUGAUUCAAUUUAAGAACACACUUGAUGAAGACGCACCUUUCAGAGAAAUUUGUUUAAAACGACGGAACCGCAGUCCAGAUGAGCUGUUACAUCCAAAGAAAUGUUAUAACUCCACACUUGCCAUUUCCAAAGAGAAAAAGAAGGAUCUCUUGGAGCUGUUGCCAUUGAUAGACACAGUUUUUCACAGCUUUUAUUUAAACUUGAAAACUACUGUGGAUGCAAGAGAUGUACUUCCUGAUAUAGAGGAAUUCAAUGAAUGAAUAUUUUUGCACUUUCCGGAGCUUUACCUUCCAAAGGUUUUUGUAAUAAGUAUACGAAUGUUGUCAAUUAAUCAUUUUCUUAGCAAAAAGUGUCAUCUAAUUUAAGAAAACCUGCAAUAUUCUCACCAGUAUAAGUCAUGUAAUUAAUGGUCUUAAGAGUACAUGUCUUUAAACCUGCAGUGUUCUCACCAGUAUAAGUCAUGUAAAUGAUGGGCCCUAACAGUACAUGUCAUUUAUUUAAUCUUUAGCAAUAAAGAAAGAAAUAUUGUUGUUGUAAAAUGCUAAUAAAUCAUUUACUAAGCAUAUGUAGCCAUUUGGUUUAUUUAAAAUAAUGGAAAUUUGAUAUUGUCACUAAUUUAAAAUCUUUAAACCUCUCUCCUGAAAAAUAGAAGUUUUUGACUUAUACUAUUACUCCCUGGAGCAAUAGAUAUAUCUAGACUGUUAAGGCAAAAGAGUAUAAGUCAAAAAUAGGCAAAAAUGAGAUAAGUCAUUAGUAUGAUUAAAAAAAAUUCAAUCUUUCAUUUGGUAAAAACAGUAUAAGUCUAGUGUAGCAAAUACUGUAGAAUAUGAGCAUAAGUCAAAGUAGAAUAAGUGAGCAGAUGUUGGUGAUGUUUAGAAAAAACAGUAUAAGUCUAGUUAUACUGUUUUGACUAAGCACAUGAAUGUUAAUAACCCAGGCCAAAAGAGUAUAUGUCAAGUUAUACUGUUUUGACUAGACACAUCUUCCAUUACAAAAGUGAAGUGUUCACUUAUACUUAAUGAACUUCAUGGCAAGAUUUCAAUUAUUAAUGUUUGUGCCAUAACAUUGUUACAAUAAUUAGGUAUAUAUUGUUACAAUAAUUAGGUAUGGUAACAAACUUGUUUGUGCUGUAUCUGUAAAUAUUAAUGUGAACUAAAUAUUAUCAAUGUUGGUACACAUGUAGAAAACAAAAGAAUUAUUUAAAAUAAGUCAUGUUUGAGUAUUUGUCCUGUAGUUUGAGGUAUCAUGCUCUAAGUAUGCGAAUGGAGUUGAAUUGAUGAAGUGAAAAUACUAGUGGUUGGGAAUGACAGAUGAGUAAUGUGAUUAAUAACAAAUACUGUAGAGAAUGUAGAAUGGCGUCUAGGAGCUUGAAGAUAAUAGAACUGGCGAAGCAAGGCUAUAAACAAAACAGCAAUUAUGGUAAGUAAAUAAUCCUAACGUUCAAGGUUAUGGACGUGCCAUUUUCGCAUUGUAAUUUACUUAUUUAAGUUUAAUAAAGCAGUAUCACCGUUUGCAAUAAGUUUUUUAGCCGAGAAUAAACACUUAAAAUUUUAGUAAAUGUGUUCGUAGAUGAGGCAGGAAUUAUUACGAAACGUUAGCAACCAAUUAAUAUUUGACCUUUGUUUACAUACAAUAUCGUCAUAGGAAUGCAAGUCUGUUAAUGAAUAAUAAUAAUAAUGUGAAAAAUACAUAACCUUACAGUUUUCAGUAAGUUGGGGUUAGGUUAUUAAUUUGUUUGUUCGGAUAUUAGAUUUAGAUAAACACAACUUUUUAAAAGUUAUGACGUUUCCAAAAUAUAGGUUUAAUUAGAUAAGAGAAAUGAAAAGUUACAUUUGAAAUUUUUGCUAUUCACAGUAAGUCAAACGUCGGAAAAAUACUUUUUAUUAAUAUACCUAUACUAUUCAUCUAAUAAUAUAUUUAUUUAUAAAUAUUCCUUAAUGGCAAACAUAUAAAAACGCUUAAGCUGGAUUUACAUCCAUGUAACUUAUGUACAUAAAUAAGUAAAAACACUGUGUGUGGAUGCAUUCACAUUCAACUUACCACAACCACACUGAUUAGACCUGCGCUUUGCUUCUUACGCACAUACAGAAUUGUAUGUUGUGAAUUCAGCUUUAACAGAAAUAGCACACCUCAACAUGAAAAAUACCAAGGCGCCGAAUUAAUUUAGCUUGGUUCUGUUCUAGUAUUUGAGUUUUUAUUAUCUCUUUGAUGGUUACUUAUUCCUGUUUCAUUUUCUUUAUUAGUAUUGUGGCAUUGUUGUUCAGGCUGUUCAAGAAGAGAAAGUAUAAUAAUUUAUUUUUGUAUAAAAUGCUGUUCGUUUUCUAGAUGUAAUAAUGUUAGCUCAACUACAUAUCCCGAUAUACCAUUUCAAAGUCACAAUUUUCAAUUAUUAUUUUUAUAGACGACUCAACAAUAUGCACAUAAUGGUAUGAUUACUGACACAGAAACUACAGAUCACUGGCUACUACUUGAAAUAAUAAAACCUGUUACUGUUUUCCAGUUUUAAAAAAAUUGGGUUGGAAUUUUUCAACCUCAAAAUUUUGACUUUAGAAUGCCAUUGUGGAAAAACUGGUUAAGUUAGGUAAAUUCUUUUUGUCAGAGAAAAACUCCCAAGUAAUGUCUGCAAAAUUAACAUUUCAUUAAAAUUUCUUUAGUUAUGUUUCCAAUUUUGAUGUAGUAGAUUUAUUGCAGUCUUCUUAUUUCAGGUCCUGUAGCAGGCCUACCACAAGAGCAUGCAUCAACAUCUUUUAACGACAGUGACGAUUACGUGGAACCUUCUACAGUGGCAGAGGGGAGUUUGCGAAAUGCUGAAAAUGCCUGCUUUGACUACGGUGAUAGUGUACGUACUACAGGCUUGCAAUCACCAGAGGUUACAAGUGAAAGUUCUGAAGCUUGUGUGAAACACGUUUCGGAUGACAGUGAAACAUCUACACUUGAACUGUGCGAUGACAGCGAUAUGGAUAAAGAUUAUUUCCCGGAAGGUCAUCAGUCUAGUAGUGCUGACGAAAAUUUUGAUGAAAUUAAUGUGAUUUCUAAAAAGCGUUCAAGUAAUAGUAGUGAAAGUAAAGCCAGAAAUAAGUACACACCAACUUCAGAUAAGGAUCAGCCAGUAUCAGGUGCUGAUGCAAAUGGUGAUAGGGAUAAAAUGGUAGUAGAAAAAAUAAAACGUGUUAAAGGUAAGGGUAUGUUUACUGUGAAGAAAAAACUUAAACGCAAACACAAUCGCAACAGGGGUAAAGAGUAUAUCACUAGCAAAGGAAAAACAAUUGCUGCUAGAACAUCAAGGCCACUCACGAAAUGUAGAAUGAACUGUCAAUCUAUAUUGGAAGAGAAUGCUCUGGAAAAUGACGCCAUUUAGGACGUUUUAUUUAAAGAGUAUUGGGCCUUAGGUGACAGGAACAAAAGAGUGGCAUAUGUGUGUGGCUUAGUUGAUUCCAACCCACCAAAGACGAGUAGAAAGAGAACUGAAGAUCCACAGAAGCAACGCAAUAGAUCUACAACUCACUACUUUCAUUUCAAGAUAAAUGGGGAAAGGAAACAAGUGUGCAGACAGUGUUUUAUGAAUACACUUGGUGAGACUAAUAUGUUUGUGACAUUAGCAUUAGACAACCGGAAAAGAAGUAUGUCUGGAGUGCCACAUGAUGAUUUGAGGGGAAGAAAACCACCGGCAAAUAAGACAAGUGAUACACGACUAGAAGAAGUGCGGAAGCAUAUACAUUCAUUUCCUUUGUACAACUCGCACUACACCCGUCGAAAAAGUAAUAAACUGUACUUACCUUCUUACCUUGAUUUACCAAAGAUGUACCAACUGUACAAAGAGGCUGUAGCAGAACCUGUAUCUAGAUAAAUAUACGAGAGAGAAUUCCGUAAGCUAAAUAUUUCCUUCAAGCUACCUAAAGUGGACACAUGUCACAAGUGUGAUUUGUUGCAUACCAAGAAAAGAUUAGCGAAAGAUGAAACUGAACGGAAUGGAAUCGAAGAAGAUAUAAGUUUACAUCAUGAGGAAGCAGAUAAUGCAUACCUGGGUAAAUCACAGGAUAAAUUACUUGCUGCUGAAGAUAAUUCAUUGAGAUGUUAUUCAUUUGAUUUGCAACAGUAUCUCCCAACUCCCUACCUUAAUACAUCUGUUGCAUUCUACAAACGUACACUAUGGACAUUUAACCUCACUAUGCACGAGACAAGUAAAAGGGAUGUAAAAUGCUAUAUGUGGCAUGAAGGGGAAGGAGGAAGAGGAGGAAACCAAAUUGCUACUUGUAUUUACCGGGAGUUGACUUCGCUUUCACCAGAGGUGAAACAUGUAAUACUGUACUCGGAUACAUGCGGAGGUCAAAACAAGAACUCGCAUGUGGCUUCCAUGUUUUUGACUGUUCUUCAAGAUAAUGCUAACCUUGAAAUAGUGGAUCAUAAGUUCAUGGUCAGUGGUCAUAGCCACAUGGAGUGCGACGUUGACCACGCACUUAUCGAGAAACAGAAAAAAAACUUCAGCUCCCUAUUUACCAUCCACAUGAUUGGUAUCAGCUAGUUCGCACAGCUGGAAAGAAGAAACAUUUUGAAGUUGUAGAACUUAUUCAUAGUGACUUUUUGAACUUUGCAGGGUUGCUAAAGGGUCCUUUGUUAUUCAGGAAGAAGGAUGAGACUGGAGAACCCUUUAGCUGGUUAAAUGCUAAAUGGUUCAGAUACACCAAGGAGUAUGGAAUUAUCAAAUUCAAAAAUAGUCUAAAAGAAGAUGAAGUAUUUAAAACUCUUAGCUUUAUUAGAAGAGGGCAGCCUACAGCAGUUCUUCAGCCUCAGAGAUGCUACACAGCUCCGCUGCAAGUAACGAAGGAGAAAAAGAAAGACAUUCUCGAUCUUCUACCUCUAGUUCCAGAUGUAUUCCAUCAGUUCUACCAAAAUCUGAAGACUGCGCCUGGAUUGGCGGAAGUUUAUCCAGAUAUAGAGGAACAUGUGGACGAUGAUUAAAUCACAGUCUACAGAAGAUAGCAUUUCAAAUGUAUGACAUUUACCUAAAAUUAUCAUUUACGAUUACAAAACUUGAAAAAUUCUCUGAUUUUUAUGGGACAUGCUACCCUUGAGAAAAGUUAAACGUAUUGUUACUGUUUCGAUUGUUUCAUUAGUUAUUUGAGACAAGAUAAUUUGCCUAAUUAUAGGUUUUCAAUAACAUUUGUGCAAAAACAAUCUGCAAAAUGGUUCAUAUUUAGUGAUACAAGUUUCAUUUUCUUAAUUUAAUUACAUUUAAUUAGUAUAUGUAGCUUCUCAUUUUAUUUUUCAAUUGUAAACAUGAUGUCAUUGUUAAAUUACAAAAACAUUAUAUAAAUAAUUGUAGUCAUAUUAGUAUAAGUCAAUAUCAUGAAAGGGUCUAAAUAGGAUAAGUCACAUAUCUUUUAUACUAAUACGUAACAGAAAGUGUAUCUGUAUGACAUAAUGAAAAAUGUAGUUUCAAAUUGCACUGUGAAAUUAACAAUCAUACCUGAUUACAGUGCAAUUUUAUAAACAAUAAAACAUCCAUUCUCGAAAAUUCACUUUAUCGACUUAUACUCUUUUGCCUUAACAGUCUAGAUAUAUCAGACCACCAUAAAAAUUAUUUACAGGUAAAAAUUAAUAUUCAUGGAUUGUAAAUUCAUAGAUUGUAGAACAGCAUAAUUUAACCAGAAGCAAUCAGAAUAAUCCAUUUCUGAAAUAUUAAAAUAAAGUACAUAAUUAUUCCAAUCAGAGAUUUUUUUUAAUGGUUCGUGCAAUUUUCUUCUCUGUUUCUUAUAAAUUUUUUGGCAUGGUGCUAAUAUUUCUGUAUUUCCUACUUCUUUUGUACUAAAUCAUAACCUGUUUUCCCAACGAAACAUUUUGUGCCAACAACACACUGUGCUCUGGUUGGUGCUACUCAUAACUCUUAAAGAAAAAAAUAUAUGUAUAACCAUUCUUGUGCUGUCAUAACUCCUACACGACAUUCAUGAACCAUUCGACUAGUAGCCUAUACAUAGUCAUACCUAUGUUAAGUAAAGGUCUUUUUUUUAAUUUUCAAUCUUCAGCCCACCUUUAUCAAUUUUGUGUUUUGUUGACUUUCAGUUAGAACACCUUGACUUCAAUUUGUGUCUAGGUGUUCCAUUGCAGUGCUUUCUGGUUACCCUUGUUUGCGUUGUGAUACACCAGGGUCCUGUUGCACAAUGAACUACAAGUUAAUAAUAUUACUGAAAUACUUGUAACUUGUAGAACUGUGGUGCACAAUAAGAAUUCA
Messenger RNA from Bacillus rossius redtenbacheri, 11172 nucleotides. RefSeq lists its product as uncharacterized. The coding region runs from base 3266 to 5203 and encodes 645 amino acids. The record is from RefSeq and is a predicted model, not a curated record. NCBI's taxonomy places the organism in Eukaryota, Metazoa, Arthropoda, Insecta, Phasmatodea, Bacillidae. The transcript is spliced from 2 exons.